This is a messenger RNA of Anarrhichthys ocellatus (wolf-eel), 1018 nucleotides long. Its product is annotated as kinesin heavy chain-like. The transcript is spliced from 4 exons. Bases 206 to 565 code for a protein of 119 amino acids. Lineage: Eukaryota; Metazoa; Chordata; Actinopteri; Perciformes; Anarhichadidae. The record is from RefSeq and is a predicted model, not a curated record.
UGAAGUGUUCCUUUAUGUAAAUGAAGUGAGUUAGAGAACUGAAGUGUUCCUUUAUGUAAAUUAAGUGAGUUAGAGAACUGAAGCGUUCCUUCUUUCUGUAAAUUAAGUGAGUUAGAGAACUGAAGUCUUCCUUUAUGUAAAUUAAGUGAGUAAGAGAACCAUAAAUUAAUGUUGUUUUGUUCUGUAGAGAACUCUGGAGGAACAGAUGGAGAACCACAGAGAAGUUCAUCACAAACAGCUGAGUCGGCUACGCGACGAGAUUGAGCAGAAGCAUAGAGACGUCGACCAACUCAAAGAUGGGAAUCAGGCUCUACAGCUGGAGAACCGGAAGCUUAAGUCUGAUUUUGACAAACUUAAAGCUGAGGAUCAGAACAAAGGCCAGAAACUUCAGAAACUGCUGUUCCUGAAUGAGAAGAGAGAACAAGCCAAAGAGGACCUGAAGGGUCUGGAGGAGACUGUGGCCAAAGAGCUGCAGACGCUGACCACCCUCCGUAAAGUCUUCAUCCAAGACCUCGGCACUCGAGUCAAGAACGUAAGAAAACCAGACAGUUCCUCUCAGCAUUAAAUCCACCAAUAACAACAUCUACAAAACUUCACAGAGAACAUUAUCUUAGAAAAUGAGUGAUUAAUGAAAGUAUUUAGCUUCGGAACAACCAUCCAAAGUACAACCUGCAGGUUUCACCUCCUCUGCCAAAGUGUGGGUGCAGGGUUGGGGGUGAUUGUGAAUUACUAUAAAGGCAGGAGGCAGGACCAUGGUUCAGGUAAAACCACGAUCCAUGGAAACCUGUGAGGAGAGAUAGCACAAAGACUCUGAGGAAGAAGCAAAGUUAUUAAUGUGCAUUAAUGGGACAAGAAUAUAUACAGAAGCAGAGUAAGAGGAGAGAGGAGCUCAGUGUACCAUAGGAAGUCCUCCAGCAGUCUGGGUCUAUAGCAGCAUAUCUAGGGGCUGGACUAAGGCAAACCUGCGUCAGCCCUAACUAUAAACGUGAACCAGCCCUAACUAUAAACCUGCACCAGC